AUGGCCGCAGCAGCACAAGCGCUCACAGAGCAGACGCGAUCGCUGUUCGGCGACAGCUUCGGCGAAGCGACCACCAUAUCGGACAUUCCUCCCAUUUCCACCUCGUACAAGCGAAAAGUCGAAUAUGAAAGUGUUCGAGAGCUCCCCAAGGCUCUGGCAGAGAAGCAGGCUAAAGCGGUGGCUUCACGAGGGCCAAAGAGACCGAAAGUUCAAGCGGGAGGGAGUCAACUCGCGCUGGUUAAGAGCGAGGGGAAAUCAGGUUCACAUCCGCAGGCAUCACAGUCAAAUGGGAUUGGAAACAGUUUAAUACGGAGACCGAAUAUGCAGCAGUCGAGGCCGGAAUGGCACGCGCCGUGGAAGUUGAUGAGGGUGAUAUCAGGCCAUCUAGGAUGGGUGCGCGCAUUGGCUGUUGAGCCUGGGAAUCAGUGGUUCGCGUCUGGCGCAGGUGACAGGACCAUCAAGAUUUGGGAUCUGGCGUCUGGCCAACUGCGACUGACGCUGACGGGCCACAUAUCAACGGUUCGAGGGCUUGCCGUGUCACCGCGGCAUCCAUACCUCUUUUCCUGCGGCGAGGACAAGAUGGUCAAAUGCUGGGAUCUGGAGACCAACAAAGUCAUCCGCCAUUACCACGGCCAUCUCUCCGGCGUCUACACACUCUCCCUACAUCCGACGCUCGACGUCCUCGUAACAGGAGGACGAGACGGCGUCGCGCGUGUCUGGGACAUGCGCACACGCUCCAACAUCCACGUGCUCAGCGGCCACAAGGGCACCAUCACCGACGUCAAAUGCCAAGAAGCCGAUCCGCAAGUCAUCUCAUCGAGUCUAGACAGCACGGUGCGCCUCUGGGACCUCGCCGCAGGGAAGUCCAUGGGCGUGCUAACGCACCACAAGAAAGGCGUGCGCGCGCUAGCCGUCCACCCCAAGGAAUUCACGUUCGCGUCUGGCUCCGCGGGCUCCAUCAAGCAGUGGAAAUGCCCCGAGGGCGCCUUCAUGCAGAAUUUCGACGGCCAUAAUGCCAUCAUCAACACGCUUGCUGUGAACGAAGAUAAUGUCCUUUGCAGUGGUGGCGAUAAUGGAAGUGUCUCCUUUUGGGAUUGGAAAACAGGCCAUCGAUUCCAGACCACCGAGUCUCUCGCUCAGCCGGGCUCCCUUGAUGCUGAAGCCGGUAUCAUGAGCACUACCUUUGAUCAGACCGGCUUGCGCUUGAUCAUGGGCGAGGCCGACAAGACCAUUAAGAUUUGGCGGCCUGAUCCUGAUGCGACGCCAGAGACCCAUCCGCUUGAUUGGAGACCUACCCUGGGAAGAGUCAAGUAUUGA
Messenger RNA from Exophiala aquamarina CBS 119918, 1317 nucleotides. RefSeq names its product pre-mRNA-splicing factor prp46. The record is from RefSeq and is a predicted model, not a curated record. Gene Ontology annotation, biological process: mRNA splicing, via spliceosome. The transcript has a single exon. NCBI's taxonomy places the organism in Eukaryota, Fungi, Ascomycota, Eurotiomycetes, Chaetothyriales, Herpotrichiellaceae. Gene Ontology annotation, molecular function: protein binding. Gene Ontology annotation, cellular component: precatalytic spliceosome; catalytic step 2 spliceosome; Prp19 complex. The coding region runs from base 1 to 1317 and encodes 438 amino acids.